AAAUCUGGUCUCUCUCUCUCUCUCUCUCUCUCUCUCUCUCUCUCUCUCUCUCUCUCUCUCUCUCUCUCCGUUCCCUAACCCAGAUCUGGUCUGUCUUCUUCUCCUCUCAGCAGCUAUUAGAAUCCAUGGCCAUCAUCGACUCCUCUGGAGUGAGAGAUGCUCGAGAUGUCGAAGAAGACAGACUUUCUUUCUUGGAAGCUGUUCGCUCCAGUUCAAUCGUCUCCGAAAACGGGUCGGUUCCCACCGGAUCAACAAGAGUAGUUGGUUCUUCGUGCAACGAUGAAGGCACUCAUUCUCGUCGGAGGGUUCGAUACGCGUCUAUGGCCAUUAACGCUCAGCGUUCCAAAGCCGCUUGUGGAUUUUGCUAACAAACACAUGAUUCUACAU
This is a messenger RNA of Magnolia sinica, 387 nucleotides long. RefSeq names its product negative regulator of systemic acquired resistance SNI1-like. The coding region runs from base 126 to 368 and encodes 80 amino acids. Gene Ontology annotation, molecular function: transcription cis-regulatory region binding. Gene Ontology annotation, cellular component: nucleus; Smc5-Smc6 complex. Gene Ontology annotation, biological process: negative regulation of DNA-templated transcription; negative regulation of systemic acquired resistance; DNA damage response. Lineage: Eukaryota; Viridiplantae; Streptophyta; Magnoliopsida; Magnoliales; Magnoliaceae. The record is from RefSeq and is a predicted model, not a curated record. The transcript has 3 exons.